Messenger RNA from Penicillium salamii, 1041 nucleotides. NCBI's taxonomy places the organism in Eukaryota, Fungi, Ascomycota, Eurotiomycetes, Eurotiales, Aspergillaceae. The record is from the annotation of a GenBank genome assembly.
AUGCAUCACACGAAGAAAGCAUUUGAAAUUUUGAAAUCGGUGCCAUUGAUUGAUGGUCACAAUGAUUGGCCUCACCUUAUACGUGGAUUCUACGACAAUUGCCUAGACGACCGAUUCCAGCGUGGAAACGACUUAGCAGGUCAUGUUGAUAUGAAACGCCUCAAAGAAGGGAAGUCAGGCGGGGCCUUUUGGAGCGUCUAUAUUGAUUGUCCUGAAUCAGACGACUUUACCAACAAUGCAGCCCAUUUCGAAGCUCUCCGAGACACAAUGCAGCAGAUCGAUCUUGUGCAUCGCCUGAUGGAUCUGUAUUCAGAUGAUAUGGGAAUAGUUCAAGAAUCAUCGGACAUCAUGCGGUUGUUCAAGGCCGGGAAAUUUGCAAGCCUCAUUGGAGUUGAAGGCCUUCAUCAGAUUGCAAAUAGUGCCAGUGUGCUUCGCAUGUACCACAAAUUGGGUGUGCGCUACAUCACUCUAGCUCACAACAAGAAUAAUCUAUAUGCAGAUAGCGCUACCUCGAGCUCUCCAGCACACGAUGGUCUCUCUUUGCAAGGAGUGCAGAUGAUUCGGGAGAUGAAUCGGAUAGGAAUGAUUAUCGACCUGUCGCACACGAGCGAAGCAGUGAUGCAUCAAGUACUUUAUAUUUCUGAUGCGCCCGUCAUCUUCUCUCAUUCUGCGAUAGCAUCAAUUGUUCCCCACGUUCGGAAUGUUCCCGAUCUUGUCUUGAGGAAAUUGAAAGCCAAUGACGGUGUUGUCAUGAUAACCUUCAUCCCGUCUCUGAUUUAUGAAGACACCCAGAAAUCCAGUGUUGAUCACGUUGUUGACCAUAUCAUCUACGCUGGCGAUCUUAUAGGUUAUGAUCAUAUUGGGCUGGGAUCAGACUACGACGGCAUGUUUAGUGCCGUUCACGGUGUUGAAGACGUGACUAAAUGGCAUGUGCUGGUUUCAAAAAUGCUUGAGAGAGGCAUCUCUGCGCCGAAUAUUGAGAAAGUACUUGGUCUCAACAUUAUUCGAGUACUGGGCAAAGUCGAAACUUCUUUGGAAUGA